GUUGCGUCAAACACGUCGAUGUGACUGAAAGCAAAAUUUUCAGUUAGCAGCUGGCAGCCGCAAUAAUGUCUGUAGUGGAUAAAAUUAAGCAUUAUCAGCGAAAUAUUGAAAAAUGUGAUGACAAUGAAGAUAGAAUACUCCAUUGUAUUUCAAAGUUAUCUAAUCUGCCAGUAACGGUACAGCAUCUUCAAGAAACUGGUGUAGGGCGUACAGUAAAUGCUUUAAGAAAAUAUGAUGGUGGUAUAGGAGAUGCGGCUAAAGCACUUGUUGCAAAAUGGAAAGCAAUGGUUGCUAGUGAAGAAACUAGCGAAGGAGAAGAUGAAGAUGAAACAUGUGUCCCUGAUGCAUCUGAGAGCUAUAGUGAUAAUCGUGAAUCUCCAAAAUCUGAAGAGAAUUCUGCAAGGCUUAAAAAUGAAGGAAAUGGAAAGCACAUGCAUAGGCAUAGAUCAGAAAAAAGUGAGGUCUCACAUACAUCGCACAAUAAUAAAUAUCCUUCCAAACAUGAAUCAAAAUUGAAACCCGUUGAAUCUCAGUCAAGAAGUAAUAAUGACAUUUCAAAAAGUUCAGGAAAUGAUUUGGAGAAACAAAAAAAGUAUGAUAAAUCUAAACAUAGCCAUAAACAUGACCCAAAAAGUGACAAAAAAUCUUUAAAAGAUUCUAAAAGUGCCUCUAAAAAGGAUGAAAUUCAUGGUUCCAAACAUCAUAAUCAUAGUAAAGUUGACAACACUGAAAAAUAUUCUAGUAAAUCUGUGGAUAGCAGUAAUGUGUCUAAAAGCAGUGAAGAAGUUCAAAGAAAACGGAAAACUGAUGAUUCAAAUAUUAUCAAGAAGGAAAAUAAACGAAGAAAAAAUUCAGACAGUGAAAGUGAUGAAGGCAAACUUCAUGUAUCUUCUAAUUUUGAAAAGCAUAAUACUACUAUAUUAAAUACAAUCAAAAUAAAAGAAGAGCCCAAGGAUAAAGAUGUAUUAACUAAAAACGAAAUUAAAAGUGAAAAAAAAGAGUCUCAAGAAAAACCAAAGGGCAGUUCAAGCAAAUAUAGGACUGAUUCAUCUAGUAGUAAAUUAAAAGAUAGCGGAGAGAAACAGAGACAUAAAACUGAGACACAUACAAAUCAUAAUAAAGAUGAAACUAAACGAAGUGAUCAUUCUAAUAAAGAAUCUUCAGAAUCAAAGCAUCAUAAUAGUUCCUCUACCGAUAAGCAUCAUGAUAAAAGUAAAGAUAGGAGUAAAAAAAAGGAUCAUAAAGAAGGAAAAAGUAAACAUGAAACUAAGAGCAGUAAAGAUUCAAAACAUUUGAAACAUGGAUCAAAGGAAUCAAAGGACCUUAUAAAAAUUAAGCAAGAAAUUAAUGGUGAUGAAGGAAUAGAUUGCCACUCUGGUGCCAGUUUUGCAGAAGCAUUGGGUAUGUGUACAAUGGCUCAACCGUCUAAAAAACGUAAUAAUAAUUCUCCCAAUACAAGUGCAGCAAAAAUGAUCAAAAUAGAACAAUCAACUUCAAGUAACAAAAAGACAGCAGUGAAAAUUGAAUCAACAAGUGAUACUUUACAAACGCCAUCCCUUUUAACAUCAAGUGUAAAAUUAGAACCAUUAAGUGUAGAUUUAGCAUCUACAUUACCUGAAAUUAGCCCCAAUUAUAAACCAUUGCCAUAUAUUAACCCUGUUCAUCGCAAAGAAGAAGAUAAAGUUCUUACAGAUGUAAUGUAUGUUAAAAAUCAAAGGACAAAAGUAUAUUCAGGAAAUAAGUCUGGAUAUACAAGUGUACCAACUUUAUUUGAGAUAUGUACAAGGGUAUUGAUAGAGAAUAUUGAUGCACUAGAAUUUACGGGUGGUGUGCCUUUUGAUAUAAUAAAGCCUGUUCUGGAACGUGCAACAGCAGAUCAGUUAUUUAUGCUGGAACAUUAUAAUCCCUAUUUAAUUGAAGAUACAGAUGAAUUGUGGCAUUAUCAUUGCAAUCGUGAAUUCAGAAAUAAACAAAGGGAAGAAAUGGAAACGUGGCGUGAAAUGUACAUGAGAUGUUUAGAUGAAAGAGAAGCAAAAUUAAAAACGCUUACUGCUAAUAUAAAACAAUCGAUAGACAAGUCAGUUCCGGUAAGAUCUACCAAACUUGCAUAUGUAGAUAAUGUUGUCAAACCUCCGAGAAAUAUCCUUAAGAAACAAGCUAAAUAUGGUACUGCAAAUUCUGUACCUAACACUGCAUCUAGUAUAAAGAAGAAAUUAAUUAGUGGGGGCGGUCCUACAGCUGCUACAAAUAUUUCUGUUCCGGCACCACCUAUAUCCCGUACAAAGCCAUUGAAGAAAACAAAAGCACCACUGAUGGCGAAAGCUUUGCAGUUAAUAAAAGGACGUUAUAAACGGUAGUUUAUAAACAACUUAUUAAUAUUCAACACUUUAGAAAAUAUACGUGUGCUGCUUCAGGCAUUCCGAGAUUUACCAAAUCGACCAUGCCAAAAUAAUUGCUUAGUGCUUUCAUAUCUACUGUAAACACUAUAAUCAGUUUCGUAAAUUCUACAGUAG
Eufriesea mexicana is the source of this 2513-nucleotide messenger RNA. RefSeq names its product transcription elongation factor elongin A (gene EloA). Gene Ontology annotation, cellular component: elongin complex; nucleus. Gene Ontology annotation, biological process: transcription elongation by RNA polymerase II. Lineage: Eukaryota; Metazoa; Arthropoda; Insecta; Hymenoptera; Apidae. The coding region runs from base 66 to 2357 and encodes 763 amino acids. The transcript has 11 exons. The record is from RefSeq and is a predicted model, not a curated record.